Molecule: messenger RNA, 1171 nt
Organism: Jaculus jaculus (lesser Egyptian jerboa)
Lineage: Eukaryota; Metazoa; Chordata; Mammalia; Rodentia; Dipodidae
Gene: Rnf5
Product: ring finger protein 5
Exons: 6
Coding region: 150-692 (180 amino acids)
Biological process (GO): ubiquitin-dependent protein catabolic process
Cellular component (GO): endoplasmic reticulum
Molecular function (GO): ubiquitin-like protein conjugating enzyme binding; ubiquitin protein ligase activity
Source: RefSeq, a predicted model, not a curated record
UGAAACCUGCCCAACGAUCGUAGGCAGGAGGCGGUUUCUUGUUUGUUGGGGCGUGAGUAAUUGAGUGUGUGUGUGUGUGUGUUUGUGUGUGUGUCUGUGUAUUUGAAGGUACUGAAGGGGUCCGUGGGGGGCGCGAAACAGAAUCGACCAUGGCAGCAGCGGAAGAAGAGGACGGGGGCCCCGAAGGGCCAAACCGCGAGCGGGGCGGGGCGGGCGCGACCUUCGAAUGUAAUAUAUGCCUGGAGACCGCUCGGGAGGCUGUGGUCAGUGUGUGUGGCCACCUGUAUUGUUGGCCCUGUCUCCAUCAGUGGCUAGAGACCCGACCAGACCGACAAGAGUGUCCAGUUUGCAAAGCUGGCAUUAGCAGAGAGAAGGUUGUCCCUCUUUAUGGGCGAGGGAGUCAGAAGCCCCAGGAUCCCAGAUUGAAAACUCCACCCCGCCCCCAGGGCCAGCGACCAGCUCCUGAGAGCCGAGGGGGGUUCCAGCCGUUUGGUGACACCGGGGGCUUUCACUUCUCCUUUGGCGUCGGUGCCUUUCCCUUUGGUUUUUUCACGACUGUCUUCAAUACCCAUGAGCCUUUGCGCAGGGGCGCAGGUGUGGAUCUGGGACAGGGUCACCCGGCCUCCAGCUGGCAAGAUUCCCUCUUCCUCUUCCUCGCCAUCUUUUUCUUUUUCUGGCUGCUCAGUAUUUGAGCUGUGUCUCUUUCCUGCCCACCUCCAGCCAGAGGAGAAUCAGUAUUGGGGGUCUCUGAUGACCCUUCCCUACUUCUGGACUUGCCCCUCCACAAUACCUCCAUUUCUGUUGGCUAAGCCAGCCCUGCCACCCCUCCGGAGGGAGGGUGUGGGGGAGGAGUGACAACUGUGCUUAGUACUGCCCUGCUCAGUACUGCUUGCUCCAUACCAUGUUAACUCCCAGUCCUAGGAGAGAUGGGUAGAGUGAAGACAAAUGAUGUCCCCUUCUCCUUUCUCCCUGUUUUCCCUGCGUUUCUUGAUUUGAUGUUGAAAGGUGGGCUAGGCUCCCUCUGACUCUUCCCUUACUCCUUUGUUGAUUUAAUUUAAUUUUUCUCUCCCCAGUGUCUAAUAUGAAUUCUGACUUUAAAUGCUCCCCAUCCACCCCUCACUACCUCCUUUAUUACAAACUCAAUAAAAAAGGUGAAGUAUACUGAUGGUAA